AGGACUUGGUUCUGGGUUUGAAUUGCUGAUUUUUUUUUUUUUUCUGAGUUUAUGAAGGUAAGAGCUGUGCUGCCAUGGGACCCAAGAAGACUGCUGCUGCGGAGGCCGGCGAGAGGAAGGAGAAGGUGACGCUGGAAAUGAAGAAGGAGAUCAUCUGGAAGCACGACGGUGGAAUGCGUGUGACAGACCUCGCCAGGGAGUACGGCAGGAACCCAUCGACCAUCGGCACCAUCCUGAAGAUGAGGGAGAAGAUCGUUGCGACUGAUGCAGCCAAGGGAGUCACCAGGAUCGUGAAGAACCGCCCAGCUGUUCUGGAGGAGGUCGAGAAGUUGCUGCUCAUCUGGUUAGAAGAGAAGCAGCGUGCAGGGGACACAGUGACUGAGGCCGUCAUUUGUGAGAAGGCCAAGGCCUUGCACGCAGACCUCGUCCAGCAACAUCCAGGAACCUCAGGCGAGCCAGAAGUCUUCAAGGCAAGCAGAGGCUGGUUUGACCGGUUCAAGGCAAGAUCUGGAAUCCACAGCGUGGUCAGGCAUGGAGAGGCUGCCAGUUCUGAUGUUCCUGCGGCUGAAGACUUUGCAGCGGAGUUCCUGGAGGCUGUGAAGGCGGAGGGCUACGUUCCACAGCAGGUCUUCAACUGCGACGAGACCGGGCUGUUUUGGAAGAGGAUGCCCAAAAGGACUUUCAUCACACAGGAGGAGGCCAAGUUGCCUGGCCACAAGCCCAUGAAGGACCGUCUGACCCUGCUCUUCUGUGCCAACGCAAGCGGCGACCUGAAGAUCAAGCCCCUGCUGGUGUACCACUCGGAGAACCCACGGGCCUUCAAGAAACACAAGGUCGACAAGGAGCAGCCGAGUGUCAUGUGGCGAUCCAACAGUAAGGCUUGGGUCACACGUGUGCUGUUUGUGGACUGGGUCAAUCUUGCUUUUGGCCCUGCUGUCAAACAGUACCUGCUGGACAACGACCUGCUGCUGAAGGCUUUGCUUCUGAUGGACAAUGCUCCUGCUCAUCCUAAAGGCCUUGAGGUGGACUUGUUGGAGGAGUUCAGCUUCAUCAGAAUCAUGUUCCUGCCGCCUAACACCACGUCACUGCUCCAGCCGAUGGAUCAGCAGGUCAUCGCCAAUUUCAAAAAACUCUACACCAAGGAGCUUUUCAGGCGAUGCUUCGAGGUGACUGAUUGCACCACCAUCACCCUGCGGGAAUUCUGGAAGGACCACUUCGACAUCGUCACCUGCUUGAAGAUGAUCACCACGGCCUGGAACGGGAUCAGCCAGAGAAAUUUGAAUUGUGCUUGGCGCAGCCUGUGGCCGGACUGUGUGGCACCAAGUGACUCUGAUGCACCAGAGUCAACAGUGGUGCAGGACAUUGUUGCCUUGGGGAGGACCAUGGGCCUGGAGGUCACAGAGGAGGACGUCAGCGAGCUGGUGGAGGAGCACGACCACGAGCUGACCACCCAGGAGCUGGUCGAACUGCAGGCAGAGGUUGCGCAGGAGCAGGCCUCGCUGGAAGAGGAGGAAGCAACUGAGGAAUGGCUGUCCUCCAAAGAACUGAGGGACAUUUGCCAGAAGUGGAAGGAGGUGCAGGCUUUUGCACAGCGGCACCACCCUAACAAGCACGUGGCACAUGACCAGGCGAACACUUUUGAUACGACGGUCAUAUCGCCUUUCAGGGAGCUGCUGAAAAGGCGGAUGAAGCAGCAGACCAUGGACAGGUUCCUCAGCAAGAAGCAAAGAGUGGAAGAGGAACCUUCUUCGAGUGGGAAACCCUUUUUCGGGGUUCCGAAGCGACGUGGGGUGAGUGGCGCAGUGUUUUGAAUCGACCACUACUUUUACGGAGUGAAGCCGCACAGCCGUUGCCGGAGAGCGCUGACUUUUUCCUGUGGACAAUUGGACUCUAAACAAGUAUCCGUGAGUAGAACGGAAAAUUGGAUUAUAAAACGUCGU
This is a messenger RNA of Podarcis raffonei (Aeolian wall lizard), 1940 nucleotides long. RefSeq names its product tigger transposable element-derived protein 1-like. Gene Ontology annotation, molecular function: DNA binding. NCBI's taxonomy places the organism in Eukaryota, Metazoa, Chordata, Lepidosauria, Squamata, Lacertidae. The transcript is spliced from 2 exons. Bases 75 to 1811 code for a protein of 578 amino acids. The record is from RefSeq and is a predicted model, not a curated record. Gene Ontology annotation, cellular component: nucleus.